UAUCUGUUAAUGGAGUUACUAUCUGUUAAUGGUGUUACUAUCUCUUAAGGGUGUUACUAUCUGUUAAUGGUGUUACUAUCUGCUAAUGGUGUUACUAUCUCUUUUGUGAAUUGUACAUCUGGUCACUCUGCACAUUAUGCUGCUGCAGAUAAAAUGAGGAUCUUAGGAGGACUCCAGAACUGGACAUGGGGAUCUGUAUCUUUCUCCUUUAUCUUUUCUCUCCAGACAAACUGGUUCUGAUUCAUGAGAAUAAAGUCUGGAAAGAGGCGCUGCAGUACUGCAGAGAGCACCACGUGGACCUGGUGUCUGUGACCUCUGAGCAGAUCCAGCGCUGGGUGAGGGGGCGGGCUAAAGGAGCCUCCAGUACUCACGUGUGGAUGGGCCUGCAACACUCCUGCUACAUGGGCUUCUGGUUCUGGGACAACGCAGAGACGGUCUGCUACAGCAACUGGGCCCCAGGGGGAGAGACAGAGCCGGACUGCAAUGCUGGACUGGAGCAUCAGAGGGCCAGAGUGGGGGCAGUGAAGUCUGGAGGAGACGGGGAGGGAGAGUGGGUCAUGCUUCCAGAGACCGAGAAACUCAACUUUAUCUGCACCACUGAGGCUCAGUAGGACUGGAUCCUCCUCUGCCCAGAGCUUCCAAAUCACUCACUAUGGACGUGUGUGUGUGUGUGUGUGUGUGUGUGUGUGUGUGUGUGUGUGUGAUAAACCCCUGUCUUUCUAUGCAUCACAAUGUAUAUUUACUCACCCUACUUUUAUAGACAUUAAAUGUGACUCCAUUGCAGUAACUUACCUAUCCUGCAGUAAACUAUAUCAUCUUUUUGUAUUUUUGUCUGCAAAUGCAUCAUGUGUUUGGGAUUUUAAACAAAGUCAUGAUUGACUACGUCAUUUU
Clupea harengus (Atlantic herring) is the source of this 891-nucleotide messenger RNA. Its product is annotated as low affinity immunoglobulin epsilon Fc receptor-like. NCBI's taxonomy places the organism in Eukaryota, Metazoa, Chordata, Actinopteri, Clupeiformes, Clupeidae. The record is from RefSeq and is a predicted model, not a curated record.